Miscanthus lutarioriparius is the source of this 597-nucleotide messenger RNA. Lineage: Eukaryota; Viridiplantae; Streptophyta; Magnoliopsida; Poales; Poaceae. The record is from the annotation of a GenBank genome assembly.
AUGAACUGCGAGACCUGUCAGCUGAAGGAGCUGGAGCUGGAACCGACGGAGAUCAGGGAUGUGCUGCGAUGCAUUUUGCACACCAUAUUCUUCCAUAGAACCCUCAGCCUGGUUCGCCCCAAAGAUGUUGACUGUGAUUUCCUUGAGAUCACUUAUGUACAAUGUGGUCUACCGGAACUAGAAAAGGAAGUUGAUGAAAAGAUAGACCAGUUCACUGCUUGGGUGGAGAAACACCCAAAUCGCAGAAGCCAGAUAUGCCUCUCCUUCUUCGACGAGAAACAGACACCCAGCCCAAAAAGAUACAGCAAGUCAAACAGCUCCAAAGGGCUGACAAACAUCGGAGCGAAUGCCCUGGAGGAGACCAGCACAAGGCGUGCUGCAUUGGAGUCAUCGGUUAACGAGGUGUUAUUCCAGAUCAUAAACUUCGCCAAUGAGAAAAAGGACCACAUUCCUGCCAUCCCUGACAGAAUUUUCAAUCACGAGAUCAUGAUCCCAAGGUUCCUCGGUCUGUGCUGUCCUGGCCCGAUCCAUUCAUCCAGACAUCUUGGAGGCCACUUGAGCUCAAAGCUGAUCCCUUUGAUCUUGGAGGACACUUGA